Anisakis simplex (herring worm) is the source of this 267-nucleotide messenger RNA. Lineage: Eukaryota; Metazoa; Nematoda; Chromadorea; Rhabditida; Anisakidae. The record is from the annotation of a GenBank genome assembly.
UCAGUUGAUUCGCAUGCACUCGAGCAGACAUUGGUGUUCAUAAAGACAAUGAUGUCGUCUGGCAACGGAAUCGUUUGUACGGAUGGCUCACGACCCACGUACGGUCAGCAACCUGUGGCUGCGGUUAUUGGCGCUGCAAGCAGUCAAGUCUCUGUUAUGGUUGCCUCAAUGCUACAACUCUUCAAGGUUCUCUAUUUUUCUAUUGACUGUAAUUUCUCUGAUUUUCCGUCAAAAAUUUCCGAUGGAUCGCAAGCCGUGCGUUUUUGA